Molecule: messenger RNA, 646 nt
Organism: Coregonus clupeaformis (lake whitefish)
Lineage: Eukaryota; Metazoa; Chordata; Actinopteri; Salmoniformes; Salmonidae
Product: syncollin-like
Exons: 1
Coding region: 36-431 (131 amino acids)
Biological process (GO): exocytosis
Cellular component (GO): secretory granule membrane
Source: RefSeq, a predicted model, not a curated record
UGCACUCCUUCAGUCCAGACACCAACAAAGCAACCAUGAAGGUGAUGAUCGCUCUGCUUCUGAGCACUUUGUGCUUUGAAGUCCUCAAUGCCCAAUGCCCAGAACCCAGUGCGUUGAAAGACGCAGAUGGCAUGAAGCUUUGCGCACGAAUGUUUGAGGACAGUCACUAUUAUUACGAGCAGAGUUGCGGGGGAGAAUAUCUCGAUGCCUACCCAGGUGAGGACGUCCCCAUCAUCCCAUUGCGCUGGAACAACCGCAUCUCUUCCUUGGUGGUGUCAAGGGGUUGCAGCCUUACUGUUUGGAAAUACACCAAGAAGAGAGGAAGCAAAUCCAAAUUCAAUGCUGGAAUCAAAUAUCGCCUCAAAGAAACGAUGCAAGGUCUUUUGGGCAAUUGGGAAAACGACAUCUCUGGAUACUACUGUGUGUGCUAAAGGCCAAGAUCAUCACGUUCACCAGACACUUCUACCCAUUCCUCUGAAUUGAUAUGCGCAAUUAGCAUGAGGACGAGGUUAGAGAUCAUGCAAGAAGAGAGUUUGCCAACAGGAGAGUCUGCCAACAGAAGAGUCUGCCAAUCAAAACAGAGACUAUGUUGAGUGCAUGAUAAUGAUAUCCUGUGUCUGGAGAAUAAAUUUAUUUCUGCAAAUCA